AUGGCUUACCACUUGUUCAAAAAGUUACAAAAGGUUAGCAGCAAAGAGAAUAAACAAAAGAACGAAAAGAAAAAUGAUGAUAUUGACGAAUGGAUAAAAUAUUUGAAUGAAAAUAGUAGAAAAGAAAAAUUGUUGGAGGAACGCGAUAGUGAUACAAGUAAAGAUGAUAAAAAUAGUAGUUAUAUUAAUGAAUAUGUAGAAUAUUUAAAUAAAGUUUUAAAAUAUACAGAAUGUAUAAAAAAUAAAAAAGAUAUCGAAGAGAAUGAAACUAAUAAAGAUGAUAUACAUGGUAUAAAUAAUGAAGAUGAACACACAAAAAUAAAAAUAAAUAUGAAUAUACAUAUGAAUGAUGAUAUUGAUAAAGGUUGUAGUUAUAAUAUAAAUAAUAAAUCGUCAUAUAUAAAAAGAAUUUGUAAAAUAUUAUAUAUUAUUGAUUUAUAUAACAAUUUAAAAAAUGAUCCAAAUAAAUGUGAUAUAUGUAUUAAAAAUAAUGUGUUUGUUAUAUUUGAAGAUAUAUUUUUAAAUAGUUUAGAGAUAUUAAAUAAAUUAUUAUCUUUAAAUAAAGACAUGUUUUUAAAAAAAAAUAUAAAAAUAGAUUGUAAUCAAUUAAAAGACUAUAUAAAUAAUAUAAAUAUAUUACUUACUGAAACAAAUAAUGGAGAAUUAUUUUUUUCUGUUUUUUUCUUAGAAGGCGAUAAUUCUAGUUCCAUAUUUUUAAUAUAUGAAAUAAUAUUAAUUCUUCAGAAAAUAUAUAUAUAUGAUAAUAUUAAUUUUUAUUUAUAUGUACAUAACAAUAUUAUAUAUUCAAAUAAAGUAAAUUCUUCUUAUUAUUAUAAUAUCUAUUCAUUGAAGUGUUUACAAAUACUGUAUCAUGAUUAUUAUAAAGAUAAGACACAAAUUUAUGAUGAAGACUUGAAUAUCUAUGCUACAAAAUUAUAUCAUCAAUAUUUAAUAUUAUUAAAUAAUAUAAAGAAGAAUAAAAUAAUGUACCUUGAAUAUAUAUCAAUCUUUUUUAAUGAAAAUCCUAAUAUGAAUGAUCAACUUUUAAAUGAUAACAUAAAAAAUAAAAAUGACCCUCAUGAAGAACAAUAUGUAUACAAAACUAAAACAAAAAGUUAUUAUAUAAAUAAUAAUAAUAAUAAUAAUAAUAAUAAUAAUAAUGAUUUCUUUUCUAUACCAGCAAAUAAAUCCUUUAGUUCUAAGUUAUUCAUUUCAGAACAAAAUAAGCAACUUCAAAGGAUAUUGAGAAAAUUGAGUUGUAUAAAAAAAUGGAAUAACAACAUGAUGAUGUAUUUUGAUACAUUAUAUGAUUUUUCAUCACAGGGGGAUUUAAAUAUUUAUAAAUAUUUGGAUGAUAUAGAAAAUAGAAACGAAGUGGAUAAGAAUAAAAUCAUGAGAAAUCAAAAUAGUGAUCAUAAGGAUGAUUGUAUUAAAGCAUUAAAUAAAUAUAAUUAUAAAAUACAUAAUUCUAAUGUAUCCCAACAUGAAGGAUGCUCAUCCAAUAUGCAUAUGAUACAUGAGAAAGAAGAGAAUAAAAAGGAUAAUGAUAAAUUAUAUUAUUCAUCUCAUAGUAGUAAUGAAGAUAAUAAAAACGAAACAUCUACUAAUUACUUUAGUAGUUAUAUGUCGAAUUCGUUUGUUUCUAUAGAUGAGGAAUAUUAUUAUUAUAAUGAAGAAAAUUCAAAAAAAAGGAUAAAUAAAAGAAAAAAAGAAAAUAGGAAAUAUAUAGAUGAAGACAAUUUAUAUCUAUUAAUGAUACGAAAAAAGAAAAUAGAUAAUAUUAGAAAUAAUAUACAUAAAUUGGUAUUAAAUAAAAGUAAUUUUAUAGAUAGAUUAUUGUCUAUAGUUAAUUGUAAUGAGGAUGCUUAUCUGAUCAAUGAGAUUUUGUUAUUAUUUUUAUUAUUUUCACAAAAUUCCACUGAAAUUAAAAAUAUAAUAACAUAUGGAAGAAUCAUAGAAACCAUGAUGAAGAUGAUUAGAGAGGAACAUGCAUGUCUUUUUGAAAAAUGUGAAGAGUUGUAUUUUUUAAUAAAUGACAUAAAUCUAAAGAUGUAUGAUAAGGAAAAAACAAAAAUUUUUAAUUACACGUGUUAUAUGGAAUAUAUGAGAAAAUAUCAAGAUGGAAUAGAUAUACAAAAUAUUGAUAGAAAUAUUGUAGUUAUGGAUAAUUACAGUAAUUAUUAUCUUAAAAAGGAUGUGUUCAAAAGUUCGGAGGUGUCGAAACAAAAUAAUAAUAUUGAUAAUAUAUGUACAAAAGAGUAUGAAGAAAGAUUAAAAGAGGUUAAACAAAUUGAUAACGAAAAAGGAAAAAAAAAAGUAGAUACAUAUAACAUACAUAAUGAUAAUAAUAUAUAUAAUAAUGGUUUAUAUGAUAAUAAUACAUAUUAUUAUAAUAAUAUUAUAAAUACCUUUCUUGAAGAAAUACAAAAUACAAAUAGAAAAGAUAAAGAAAUGGAAUUAUAUUUAGAUAAUAUUUCAAUAAAUAUAGAUAUAAAAAGUAGUUUGUUACUUUUAAAAGAUUUAAUUAUUAGCAGUGAAUUUGGUUUAAAAUAUAUAUACGAAUUAAAUAUGUUAGAAGAUUUUAUACUUAUUAUUAUUAAUUUAUAUAAUAUAAUUUUAUAUAUAUAUAAAAAUGAUAUGUAUAAAUAUUACCAUAAUACAUUAUAUUUUAUAAAUAUAUUCUUAGAAAUAUUAUAUAAGUUAUCUCAUUAUGAAAAUAAAAAUAAAGACCAAGUCGGUUUAAAGAAAUUGAUACCUCUAAUAAAAAAUUUACAAUUUUGUGAAAACUCUUUUUUUUUUCUAUUUAAAUUUAUAUAUAUAUAUAUGUAUAAAAUGAUCAAAAAUGUAAAUAUAUAUAAUUCUUCUGAAAAUAUAAGGAAUUAUAAAAAUGAUAAAGUAUAUGUGGAUGAAGAUGAUUAUUCCACUUUAAAAAAAAAUAACGCCGAUAAAAAAAUUACUGAUGAUGAAAAAAUUAGUGACGAUAAAAAAAUGAGUGACGAUAAAAAAAUGAGUGACGAUAAAAAAAUUAGUGAUGAUAAAAAAAUUAGUGACGAUAAAAAAAUUAAUGAGUAUAAUAAUAAAUGUGUUGAUAAUAAAUGUUUUGAUAAUAAUGAUCAGAAAAAUUUCCUUCUUUGUAAUAAUAAUAGUUUAUCAAGUUUGUGUGUACAAGAUGAAAAUGAGAAAGUAUUAAACAUUUUUAUAAACCACCAUUUUAUACAUUUUUUUAAUAUUUUAUGUAGAUUUUUAUAUUACGAUGAAGAAUGGUGUAUUCAUUUUUUAUUUAAUAAUUAUAAUAAAGGUUCCAAAAAAAGUAUUGAUAUACAUAGUGAAGAAAAUAUUUUUAUUGAGGCCAGUUUUAAAAUUCAGAAUUAUUUUUUUCUAGAGGAUAUAUUAACUUAUUAUUUAAACAAUUUAAAAGAAGUAAAAUAUAUAGAUAUGUUAUUAAUAUUAUUAUUUUAUUGUAAAAAUUAUGUUAUUCAAAAAAAUAUUUAUGAAUUUUUUAUUUGUUUAUGUGAAAAGUAUACCAUUCUAUCGAAUUAUCUGAAUACACUAUUUUUUGUUGACCACACCAUAUUCUAUUAUUUUAUUAAUUAUAUUAUGGAGAGUAUAAGAACGUCUUUUCUGAGGAUAAAAGAUAAAAUGAUUCGAAAGGAAAAAAAGAAAAAUAAUAUGAUAAAAAAAUAUGAUAAUGAAGAUAUCACAAAUAAAGGCACGUCUAACGAAUCGUAUACUGUCAUCAAUUCAUAUAAUAAUAAUAAUAAUAAUAAUAAUAAUAUUUAUAAUAAUUAUUAUAUUAAUGAGAAUAUUAUAUAUGAUCAUAAUAUAUCCUUCGGCUUUUUUGUAAAUUAUAUGAACGACCUAGAGUUUUUAAUAAAAAUUUUAAAUAUAAUAAAUGUGUAUAUAAAUGAUAAAGAUGAAAAGAAUGAAAUAAUUGCUGAUAAUAAUGAUAUGGCAAACAUAGAUUUAAAUUUUGAAGAAAUUAUUUAUUAUAAUAGUAUAUAUAUAAAUAAGUUGAAAGGAAAAGAUAUUUAUGGUUAUUUAAAAAAAUUAAAUAAUAGUUUAAUGAGAAAUAUUUUAAUAUUAAGAAUAAAUAAUAUUUUAUAUAAAUAUAAUAAUCAUCCUAUUGAUGAUGAAUAUAUAUAUGGAUCAUUGAAAUAUCUAUUAUAUUUUUUAUCUAACAAAUUAAUAUGUAAAAAAAAAAUAAAAUGUCUUAUAUGUGUAUAUAUUAGUAUACUUAUUAUAUAUUAUAUAAGAAAUGAAAAAAUAAAAAUUAUGUUAAUACAAUAUAUUAUACAGAAUCAUUUAUUCAAUGUUUUAUAUAAUUUAUUAAAUUAUUAUUGUACUUAUAAAUUUAAUACAAAAUAUUUUUUCCUUUCUUCCUUUGUGAAAAAUAAGGAUUUACAUAUUAAUAUUAAAAAUGUAUUAGAUAUAAAGAGAAAUAAAUAUUUCUUCUAUUAUUCCAAUGAAAAGGCACUUUAUUUUAUACAUUAUAUUUAUACAAAUUUUAUACAUCACUCAUUUUUAACAAACGUUUUUGAACAAAGAGGAAACUUUUUUUUAAAUAACCCUGAAUUAAAUAAUAGCUCCGGUUUUAAAAAUAUUGAGGAAACAAACAAAAAAAAUAAAAAAAAUAAUAAAAAAAAUAAAAAAAUAAAAAAAAAAAAUGAAAAUGAAAAAAACCAAUAUCUAUUAAAUUAUAAGGAUAAAAAUUAUGAUUAUAUAUAUAACAAACAUUUUGACAAUAAUAAUGAUAUAUUUACUUUAGAUGAACAUAAAUGCUUUUAUGAUAAUAAUUUUAAAGAAAUAUCGAAUGAAAGACUUUAUAAUUUAUAUUCCGCGCCUUCCAAAAAGAAUGCAAAAAAAAACAAGAAAAAUAAAUUAAUAAAAGAUAUAAAUGAAGAUCUAUGCUAUUUAAGAAAAAAACUAGACAAUCAAGAAAUAGAACAUAUACAAGAAAAGGUUUAUUUAAAUAAAAUCAUUGAAAAAAAAAAUGAUAUCAUAAACAAUAUUUUAUAUACAUAUGUAUUAUUAAAAGAAAAAAAUAAAAAAACAGAGGAAGAAAAUAUACACUUGAAAAAUGCAUUAUUAUUAAAAGAAAAAGAAAAUGAUAUUAUUUUAAACAAAAAUAUAGAUAGUAUUAAAAAUGAUUACAUAAUUUUAUUAAAAAAUUUGGAGGAAACGAAAAAUGAAAAGGACAAAAUCAAUACACAAUUAGAUAAUUACACUGAUUUGUUAAUAUAUUUAUAUGAUAAUAUUAAAGAAUGCAGAUUGUAUAUGCAAAAUAUUGAAAAUAUUACUUUCUUUAAAAAUAAAAAUGAAAAGUAUAAUCAAGAAAAAUAUUUCAGUAUACAACAGAAGACUGAUCAGCCAAUAGAAGCUUCAAUUGAACAGGUUCAUAAGGAUGAAGUAAAUAAUGUCAUUCAUGUGGUGAAUCAGAUGGAUAAGAUAUGUCUAGACAAUAAAAGUAUAAAUAUAGUAAAUGAAAAAAAAAAUAAUAUGGAUGAAAUUUGUUACCCUGAUAAAAAUUACAAUUAUAAUGAAAAAAGGGAACAAUUGGAUAAUUUAAUGAAUAAUCAAAUGAAUAGAAAUGAAAUGUAUCAAAAAAGUGAAGAAAUAUAUGAACAGUCAUGUAAUGAGACAAAUAAGAAGCUAUAUAAUGAGACAAAUAAGGAGCUGCCUAAUGAGACAAAUAAGGAGCUAUAUAAUGAGAAAAAUAAGGACCUUUAUAAUGAGACAAAUAAGGAGCUGCAUAAUGAGACAAAUAAGGAGCUGCAUAAUGAGACAAAUAAGGAGCUGCAUAACGAGACAAAUAAGCAGCCAUAUAAUGAGACAAAUAAGCAGCCAUAUAAUGAGACAAAUAAGCAGUCAUAUAAUGAAACAAUUGGACAAUCAUAUACUCAACAACAUGAACAUCCAUAUAAUCAUACAAAUGGACAGUCAUACAGUCAACAAUGUGAACAUCCAUAUAAUCAUACAAAUGGACAGUCAUACAGUCAACAAUGUGAGCAUCCAUAUAAUCAUACAAAUGGACAAUCAUAUCCUCAACAACAUGAACAUCCAUAUAAUCAUACAAAUGGACAAUCAUAUCCUCAACAACAUGAACAUCCAUAUAACCAACCAUAUCAUGAAAUGUACGGACAACCUUAUGACACUUCAAAUUAUCAAUCAUAUAAUCAAAUGUAUGGGCAAUAUUAUGAUAACACAAAUUUUCAAACAUAUAAUCAGAUGUAUGAUCAACAUUAUGAUAAUGCAAAUUACCUAACGUAUAAUCAAAUAGAUGACAAUAAGAAUAAUCCAAAGUAA
Messenger RNA from Plasmodium reichenowi, 6303 nucleotides. RefSeq lists its product as hypothetical. NCBI's taxonomy places the organism in Eukaryota, Apicomplexa, Aconoidasida, Haemosporida, Plasmodiidae. The record is from RefSeq and is a predicted model, not a curated record. Bases 1 to 6303 code for a protein of 2100 amino acids. The transcript has a single exon.